GACAUCACCACCCAGCCCUUGAAAGAUGAGCUGUUCCCGCCGCCACUCCAGCUCCGGCUUCUGGGCUCCGAGGAGGGGUGGGGACGGUGGGGACAUCAGGCUGCUCCCCAGUACCCAGGGAGCGAUCGAAGUGCCCAUGCCGCUUGCUCCGGAGAAGCCAAGGUGUGGCCCCACUCACCUCCCACUGUGAGUCCAAAUGUUCUCUCCCUGGAAGAUACCAAUGUUUCUGUCUGUUCGUGAGGACUCCGUGCCCACCACGGCCUCUUUCAGCACCGACAUGCUCAAUGUCACCUUGCAAGGGCCCACUCUUAACGGGACCUUUGCCCAGAGCAAAUGCCCCCAAGUGGAGUGGCUGGGCUGGCUUAACACCAUCCAGUCCCCCUUCCUCUGGGUGCUGUUCGUGCUGGCCACCCUAGAGAACAUCUUUGUCCUCAGCGUCUUCUGCCUGCACAAGAGCAGCUGCACGGUGGCAGAGAUCUACCUGGGGAACCUGGCUGCAGCAGACCUGAUCCUGGCCUGCGGGCUGCCCUUCUGGGCCAUCACCAUCUCCAACAACUUCGACUGGCUCUUUGGGGAGACGCUCUGCCGCGUGGUGAAUGCCAUUAUCUACAUGAACCUGUACAGCAGCAUCUGUUUCCUGAUGCUGGUGAGCAUCGACCGCUACCUGGCCCUGGUGAAAACCAUGUCCAUGGGCCGGAUGCGCCGCGUGCGCUGGGCCAAGCUCUACAGCUUGGUGAUCUGGGGGUGCACGCUGCUCCUGAGCUCACCCAUGCUGGUGUUCCGGACCAUGAAGGAGUACAGCGAUGAGGGCCACAACGUCACCGCUUGCAUCAUCAGCUACCCAUCCCUCAUCUGGGAAGUGUUCACCAACAUGCUCUUGAAUGUCGUGGGCUUCCUGUUGCCCCUGAGCGUCAUCACCUUCUGUACGAUGCAGAUCAUGCAGGUGCUGCGGAACAACGAGAUGCAGAAGUUCAAGGAGAUCCAGACGGAGAGGAGGGCCACGGUGCUAGUCCUGGUUGUGCUGCUGCUAUUCGUCAUCUGCUGGCUGCCCUUCCAGAUCAGCACCUUCCUGGACACCCUGCAUCGCCUCGGCAUCCUCUCCAGCUGCCAGGACGAGCGCAUCAUCGAUGUAAUCACACAGAUCGCCUCCUUCAUGGCCUACAGCAACAGCUGCCUCAACCCACUGGUGUACGUGAUCGUGGGCAAGCGCUUCCGAAAGAAGUCUUGGGAGGUGUACCAGGGUGUGUGCCAGAAAGGGGGCUGCAGGUCAGAACCCAUUCAGAUGGAGAACUCCAUGGGCACACUGCGGACCUCCAUCUCGGUGGAACGCCAGAUUCACAAACUGCAGGACUGGGCAGGGAGCAGACAGUGAGCAAACGCCAGCAGGGCUGCUGUGAAUUUGUGUAAGGAUUGAGGGACAGUUGCUUCUCAGCAUGGGCCCAGGAAUGCCAAGGAGACAUCCAUGCACGACCUUGGGAAAUGAGUUGAUGUCUCCAGUAAAACACCGGAGAGUAAUUCCUGCCCUGCCCAAUUUUGCAGGGAGCAUGACUGUGAGGAUGGGGUGAACUCGUGCACAGCCAAGGACUCCAUAAACACGACAGCAUUACUGUUCUUAUUUGCUGCCACACCUGAGCCAGCCGGCUCCUUCCCAGGAGUGGAGGAGGCCUGGGGGCAGGGAGAGGAGUGACUGAGCUUCCCUCCCACGUGGUCUCCCUCCCUGCCCCAGCAAGACAACUUGGAUCUCCAGGAGAACCGCCAUCCAGCUUUGGUGCAAUGGCUGAGUGCACAAGUUUCUUGCCCUGGGUUUCUUUAAUCCACUCAGCUGGAACUUUGGAGGACAAUUUCUCGCAUUAAUGAAGAUUAAGCCCUGAGGGGUCCCUAAUAAGAACCUGGAGACCAGGAUUCUAUGGCUCCCCUCACUGAUGGACAAGGAGGUCUGUGCCAAAGAAGAAUCCAAUAAGCACAUAUUGAGCACUUGCUGUAUAUGCAGUAUUGAGCACUGGAGGCAAGAGGGAAGAAAGAGAAGGAGCCAUCUCCAUCUUGAAGGAACUCAAAGACUCGAGUGGGAACGACUGGGCACUGCCACCACCAGAAAGCUGUUCGAUGAGAUGGUCGAGCAGGGUGCUGUGGGUGACACGGACAGCAGAAGGGGGAGACCAAGGUUCCAGCUCAACCAAUAACUAUUGCACAACCACCUGUCCCUGCCUCAGUUCCCUCUUCUGUAACAUGAAGUCGUUGUGAGUAUUAAAGGCAGUAACAGGUAUAAAAGUACUUAGAAAAGCAAAGGGUGCUAUGUACACGUGAGGCAUUAUUAUGCAGAUGUAACUGGGAUAUGUUUACUGUAAGGAAAAGACAAUGAGGUUUAGGAAUAGCUCUGUGGAGCAGAAGCAGUAUUGGGAGCCGGAGGCGGUGUGAAGCACCAGUGUCUGGCACACAGUAGGUGCUCACUGGCUCCCUUCCACCUGUCAUUCCCAUCACCCUGAGGCCCCCACCGCAACACACACACGAGCAUUUGGAGAGAAGGCCAUGUCUUCAAAGUUUGAUGUGUGAUGAGGCAGAGGAAGAUACUUCGAAUCGGUCUUGCCCGGAGGAUCACAGUGCCAAGACCCCCCACUGCCAGCCAGUACCUGGGAAGGGGGAGAGUGCAGGCCUGCUCAGGGACUGCUCCUGUCUCAACAACCAAGGGAUUGUUCCUGUCAAUCAAUGGUUUAUUGGAAGGUGGCCCAGUAUGAGCCCUAGAGGAGUGUGAGAAGGAAUGGCAAUGGUGUUCACCAUUGGCAGUGCCAGGGCAGCACCCAUUCACUUUAUAAAUGAAUAUUUAUUAGCUGGUUGGAGAGCUAAAACCUGGAGAACUAGAACCUGGAGGGUUAGAACCUGGAGAGGCUAGAAUCUAGAGGGGCUAGAACCUAGAGAAGCUAAAACCCUGAGAGCUAGAAGCUGGAGACCUAGAACCUGGAGGGCUGGAAUCUGGAAAGCUAGAACCUGGAGGGCCAGAACAUGGAGAGCUAGAACCCGGGAGGCUAGAACCUGGCAAGCUAGAGCCUGGAGGGAAUGAAUCUGGAGGGCUAGAACCUGGAGAAUGAGAAAAAUUUACAUGGCAAAGAGCCCAUAAAUCCUGACCAAUCCAACUCUGAAUUUUAAAGCAAAAGCGUCAAAAAAAAGAUUCCCUCCUUACCCCCAACCCACUCGUUUUUCCCACCACCCACUCUCCUCUGCCUCAAUAAGUAUCUGGAGAAAGAAAACAGGUGAAAGAAGAAGUAAAAACCAUUUAGUAUUAGAAUGAAGUCAAACUGUGCUACACAUGGUGAAUGAAAAAAAAAAAAAAAGAGGCUGUGUUUUGUCACACAGGGCAGUCAUUCAUCAGCAGAGCACGUGAUGGUCUGAGACUCUCUUAGGAGCAGAGCUCUGCUGCAAUGGCCAUGUGGGAAUCCACAUCUGGUCUGAAGGGCAAGUGAGUCUGUGGGAGAAGAGCUGCCCUGUGCAUGGUGUAGAUGCCCUGAUAAAGAACAUCUGCCCUGUGAAAGACUCAAUGAGCUGUUAUGUUGUAAACAGGAAGCAUUUCACAUCCAAAUGAGAAAAUCAUGUAAACAUGUGUCUUUUCUGUAGAGCAUAAUAAAUGGAUGAGGUUUUUGC
Molecule: messenger RNA, 3633 nt
Organism: Nomascus leucogenys (northern white-cheeked gibbon)
Lineage: Eukaryota; Metazoa; Chordata; Mammalia; Primates; Hylobatidae
Gene: BDKRB2
Product: bradykinin receptor B2
Biological process (GO): immune response; neutrophil chemotaxis; vasoconstriction
Cellular component (GO): membrane
Molecular function (GO): bradykinin receptor activity
Source: RefSeq, a predicted model, not a curated record